ACUAUAAAAUGCGCCCUUAUUGACGUCAGCCUUCUCUUUCCCCGGCCUGUCCUCGCUGUAGAGGACGUGUAAAGUACCGGCUUUUUGUUUCUCUUACCAUCGAUUCUAGAGAAUCGUGAGAAAUCCUUCACCAUGGUGAACUUCACUGUAGACCAGAUCCGUGUCAUCAUGGACAAGAAGUCCAACAUUAGAAACAUGUCUGUAAUUGCACAUGUUGAUCAUGGGAAAUCCACUUUGACAGAUUCUCUUGUGUGCAAAGCUGGUAUUAUUGCUUCUGCUCGUGCCGGUGAGACUCGUUUCACAGACACCAGAAAAGAUGAACAAGAACGUUGCAUCACCAUUAAAUCUACUGCCAUAUCUCUGUUUUAUGAACUUGGUGACAAUGAUUUGGCCUUCAUUAAGCAAAGCAAGGAUGGUAAUGGCUUCCUUAUUAACUUGAUUGAUUCACCUGGGCAUGUGGAUUUCUCUUCUGAAGUGACUGCUGCCCUUCGUGUUACAGAUGGUGCCUUGGUGGUUGUUGACUGUGUCUCUGGGGUAUGUGUACAAACAGAAACUGUACUGCGUCAGGCCAUUGGUGAACGUAUUAGGCCUGUGCUGAUGAUGAACAAGAUGGACCGUGCUCUCUUGGAACUACAACUAGGUCCUGAAGAGCUUUAUCAAACAUUCCAACGAAUUGUGGAGAAUGUGAAUGUUAUUAUAUCCACCUAUGGAGAGGAUGAGACUGGCCCAAUGGGAUGCAUCAUGGUUGAUCCCAUUUUGGGAACUGUGGGCUUUGGUUCUGGCCUGCAUGGUUGGGCGUUUACUCUAAAACAGUUUGCCGAGAUGUAUGUUAUGAAGUUUUCUAAAGGAGAUGCACAGAUGACUCCCGCUGACCGUGCCAGAAAGGUGGAAGACAUGAUGAAGAAACUGUGGGGUGACAAGUAUUUUGAUCCAGCCGCUGGAAAGUUCAGCAAAGCUCCAAAUAGUCCAGAUGGCAAGAAGCUUCCAAGGACAUUCUGUCAGCUGGUUCUGGACCCUAUUUUUAAGGUUUUUGAUGCAAUCAUGAACUUCAAGAAGGAUGAAACUGCAAAGCUCGUUGAAAAGUUGGACAUCAAACUUGACAGUGAAGAUAAAGAUAAGGAGGGCAAGCCUUUAUUAAAGGCUGUUAUGCGCCGUUGGUUACCUGCUGGAGAUGCUUUGCUUCAGAUGAUUACUAUUCAUUUGCCGUCCCCUGUUACUGCUCAGAAAUAUCGCUGUGACUUGCUGUAUGAAGGACCUCCUGAUGAUGAGGCUGCUAUGGGCAUUAAAAAUUGUGACCCCAAGGGACCACUGAUGAUGUACAUUUCCAAAAUGGUGCCUACUUCAGACAAAGGUCGGUUCUAUGCAUUUGGACGUGUGUUCUCUGGUACAGUUUCCACUGGACUUAAAGUCAGAAUUAUGGGACCAAAUUAUACUCCUGGCAAGAAGGAGGAUCUCUACAUAAAGCCUAUUCAGAGAACCAUUCUGAUGAUGGGUCGCUAUGUUGAGCCAAUUGAAGACGUUCCCUGUGGAAACAUAGUUGGGUUGGUUGGCGUUGAUCAGUUCUUGGUUAAGACUGGCACAAUCACCACAUUUGAGCAUGCACACAACCUGAGAGUCAUGAAGUUUAGUGUCAGCCCUGUUGUGAGAGUGGCAGUUGAAGCAAAGAACCCAGCUGACUUGCCUAAGCUAGUUGAGGGUCUGAAGCGUCUGGCCAAGUCUGACCCUAUGGUUCAGUGUAUAAUUGAAGAAUCGGGAGAGCACAUAAUUGCAGGAGCUGGAGAGCUGCACUUGGAAAUUUGCCUUAAGGAUUUAGAAGAGGACCAUGCUUGCAUUCCCCUCAAGAAAUCUGACCCUGUUGUGUCUUACCGGGAGUCUGUUGCUGAAGAAUCCAGUCAGCUUUGUCUUUCUAAGUCUCCUAACAAGCACAAUCGUCUGUUUAUGAAGGCCCGGCCAUUCCCAGAUGGCUUGGCUGAAGAUAUAGAUAAAGGUGAUGUUGCUGCUCGACAAGAGCUGAAACAGAGAGCACGAUAUUUGGCAGAGAAGUAUGAAUGGGAUGUCACAGAGGCAAGGAAGAUUUGGUGCUUCGGACCAGAUGGUACUGGACCUAACCUCCUGAUUGAUGUUACAAAGGGUGUUCAGUACCUCAAUGAAAUAAAAGACAGCGUGGUAGCUGGAUUCCAGUGGGCUACCAAGGAGGGUGUGUUGUGUGAGGAAAACAUGAGAGCAGUGCGUUUUGACAUACAUGAUGUGACACUUCAUACAGAUGCCAUUCAUCGUGGUGGUGGUCAGAUCAUUCCAACAGCAAGAAGGGUACUCUAUGCCUGUGCGUUAACAGCACAGCCUAGGCUUAUGGAGCCAAUUUACCUUGUUGAAAUUCAGUGUCCUGAGCAGGUGGUUGGUGGCAUUUACGGUGUGCUGAACAAAAAACGUGGCCAUGUCUUUGAAGAAUCACAGGUGGCUGGUACACCAAUGUUUGUGGUCAAAGCUUACUUGCCAGUAAAUGAGUCUUUUGGUUUUACAGCUGAUCUGAGGUCCAACACUGGUGGCCAGGCUUUCCCACAGUGUGUGUUUGAUCACUGGCAGAUUUUGCCUGGUGACCCUUUUGACCCUACUGCCCGCCCUUUUCAGGUUGUUGCAGAAACACGAAAACGAAAGGGUCUUAAAGAAGGCAUUCCAGCUCUGGACAAUUAUCUAGACAAGUUGUGAAACUUCAAAUUGCUGGUCGGACCAAAAAAAUAUUUGAGUAAUUGCCUUUGAACUGAACUCUGGAUGAGGAAUUGGGCUAUACUGAAGUUAAAGUGCACUAGUUUAAAUCUGUAAUCCUUUGUUUUUAAAGGUUAUAGACUUGCUGUCAUUUUGCUGCCCUUAGUGCACAGUGAGGGACCUUUUAUGCCACUCUGAACGUUCCAUUUUGUUUAACUUAAAGUGGUCAGUUCAUAUUUAUUGAAAAUAUAAUCUGCAUACUUGAAUCUGCAGUGUUGGGGCUGUUAAAUAUGAGCAUAUGGUGUACAUUCAGCAUUAGUGGACCAGCAUUGAGCUAAUGGGUGGGAGAGGCUUGAUCAUGGAUGUAUAAACUCCAUCUUUGCAAGCAUUAAGCAGAUGUUAGUGGUGUCUAAGAAAUAAAAUCUUAAUGGCGAUCAUA
Molecule: messenger RNA, 3142 nt
Organism: Protopterus annectens (West African lungfish)
Lineage: Eukaryota; Metazoa; Chordata; Ceratodontiformes; Protopteridae
Product: elongation factor 2-like
Exons: 15
Coding region: 133-2706 (857 amino acids)
Biological process (GO): translational elongation
Cellular component (GO): ribonucleoprotein complex; cytosol
Molecular function (GO): translation elongation factor activity; ribosome binding; GTP binding
Source: RefSeq, a predicted model, not a curated record